This is a messenger RNA of Scheffersomyces stipitis CBS 6054, 1338 nucleotides long. RefSeq lists its product as uncharacterized. The record is from RefSeq and is a predicted model, not a curated record. NCBI's taxonomy places the organism in Eukaryota, Fungi, Ascomycota, Pichiomycetes, Serinales, Debaryomycetaceae. Bases 1 to 1338 code for a protein of 445 amino acids. The transcript has a single exon.
AUGUUGAGAUCGCAGAGCAUCUCCAAUCUACCCGAGCAGAGAAAGUCCAGAACUGCCUCUGGCUUCUUUUCUUCGUUCAGAUCAAGAAAGACUUCUACCAACGAUUUGAACUCUAUGCUCAAAUCGCCCACGCCUCUCGAGAUAUCUGGCCCUAUUGCUACUACACAUUCUUCUAAUCCCAACAGAAAGCUCAGACCUUUAAGCUCUUCGGCUUCAUCCUUCAACCUUAGUGCUCCUGUAGUCGCUGGAGAUACCCCUAGACUUCCAAGCGUCGCAGUCUACCAUAACAAAAAUACCAAAAGCAGAGCUUUGAGGAUUGAAGAGUCGAAUAAGGAAAAUGUCUUAGAAGAGUUUGUACAUUCACUAGGAGAAAAGGAUCUUCCCAAAACCCCAACCAAAAACUCCCACAGAAGCCAUGCCCAUUAUUCGCCCACCAAGGAAUCUAGAAGUAGCUCACACACUCCGUUCUCUAUAUCUUCUGUUCAUUCUGCUUCUAUUGGUUCCAAACCGUCAAGAGCCCUUAAGUCCAGAUCCAGCGCUCCUAAUUUGAGCCCUGUGAAAGCCUCCAAUGUGAACAAAUCUCUCCUCACUCGCGGGCACAGAUCUCUGAUGUACUUAAAUGGCAUUGUUAAUGUACAACACAGAGAAAGGGAUGAAGAAGUACUUUUGGACAGAGAAAAGACUAAAUCAAGAGAUUCUCUUGGUGUAGAGUAUAACGGCAGGAUUUCACCCCCAUCUUCACAAAGCCUGGACUUGACUCCAGACUCCGUCAAUACUGUCGAUUCACUCUUGGACCAGACGUCCAUUCAGUUCAUCGACUUGGAAAACACAACUCAAGAGCUCGUGGACGACGAUAAUAUCAGCUACACCACUACACAAUCCUCGGGAAUGGAUGAAACUGUAGUGGAAGAGAACGAUCCUAAGGAGGUGGAGGCUCUCAAGCUCAACAUCAAGGCAAAGAAGAUACACCGUACAAACAACUCCUACAACAUAAACGAGUUUAUGAAGAUUAUCAACAACGACCAAGACAUAGAAACCAACAAAUUGCCCAUAAGCAACAGAAGAUCGUUGGAACUUGAAACCCAGGAAAGGAAAAACCUUGAAAACCUCCUAAACUCUGAGAUCGAAAUUGUUCACGACGAGUCGUUAGCAUCACACCUUUCUUUAGUGGAGAACGGUUUGUUCUUGACAGUCAGAGAAAAGAAACCCAACAAUCAGUUGACCUUCAUUGAAAAAUUAAUGGAAGACAUUGAUUACAAGCACCUCUUGAAGGAGGAAAGCUACGACUUCUACGACAGUAUUGGAGACGGUGUCGAUAACUUAGUCUUAAGAUUCUGA